UUCAGUUGAAUUUUAGCAGAUCAGAAUUCCUGAAACCUUUUCCAAGAUGGGGUCACCAAAACAUUUCUCCAACUCUAGAGUUUCCGCCUCUCCUGACACAAAGAUGGCUGCAGCUCUGACUCUCCUUCUCAUUGGCUGGUUGCUGCAAAGUGCCCUGUGUGGACAGUUUGGGGUCACUGUGCCGCAGACUAUAGAGGUUCUGAGAGGAUCCUGUGUGACCAUCCCCUGCUCUUUUGACGUAGAGAACAACUAUGAAUCAAGCUUGGAUAACACAUGUAAAGCAUUAUGGAAAAUUACACUAGAAACUGUUGUGUUUGAUAGCAGUACUCCACAACAAAAUAAAAUAAAAGGAGAAUUGACAGGAGACUUGACAAAAAAAGACUGCACCACAACUCUGAAUAACAUGCAACCUGAACACAGCAAGAAAUAUUUCUUCAGACUGGAAUGCAAAACACUGCAAUAUAAUUUUCUUACACAACAACUGGAAAUUUCAGUCAAAGAUGGUCCUCCCAGACCGACUCUGACUCCGUCCACACUGAAGGUGAAGGACGGAACCUCAGUGAAUGUGACGUGUUCUGCUCCAGCUCCCUGUCUGUCUCAUCCUCCAACUCUGACAUGGACCCCCAGCCUUGGUGACAUUCAUGAGACACUGCAGGAGAAUCAGAACAAAACUAAAGUUAAGACCUCUGUUCUGACCUUCACUGCCUCUCACCUCCGUCACAGACAAGAAAUCUCCUGUACCGCUGUAUACAACAAACAAGAUGGCAGCACUGAGUCAUCUGUUACCACAAGAUUAACAGCUGAUAUUUUAUACUAA
Molecule: messenger RNA, 817 nt
Organism: Micropterus salmoides (largemouth bass)
Lineage: Eukaryota; Metazoa; Chordata; Actinopteri; Centrarchiformes; Centrarchidae
Product: myelin-associated glycoprotein-like
Exons: 4
Coding region: 47-817 (256 amino acids)
Source: RefSeq, a predicted model, not a curated record